Molecule: messenger RNA, 1932 nt
Organism: Cryptomeria japonica (Japanese cedar)
Lineage: Eukaryota; Viridiplantae; Streptophyta; Pinopsida; Cupressales; Cupressaceae
Exons: 5
Coding region: 189-1604 (471 amino acids)
Molecular function (GO): kinase activity
Source: RefSeq, a predicted model, not a curated record
CUACUUUGCUGACAGUAAAUCAACUCAAAAAAACAGAGUCCAAUUACGUCCCUUCAGCCUCCAGCAUUUAUCCUCUUGUAAAAUGGACGAUUGUUAGCAUUCAACGUCAGUCCCUUCUCUUGCGAGCUCUCCUCUCAAGAGGGCAACUGUGCAUUGUUAGAAAAGGGAGCCAUUUUAUGUGAUAUGAAAUGGCAAUGCCACUGGGGGCAACUGCAACAUGGGCAAGGGCUACACACAUUCAAACUGCAUUCUGCUUCACUUUGGAGCCCCCUUUGUCAAGGCUGAAAUGCCUUUACUCCAUAACUAGUUCAGGUAUUUCUAGCUCCCUGUCAAUAGAACAGAUACCCACUUCAAAAAAACUAAACUGUUAUAAGAGAAGUUUGUUAAAUCUUAUCCCGAACAAGAGGUGGAAAGCAACAGAUAGACAAUUUCAAAGGGCUUAUUGCUCAUGGAGUGCACAAGAAAGUGAGGACGAGCCCCUUGCUUCCCACGAACAAGUAGUGGUACCACCAGAAAGAUGGGAUGUGUUGGGACUUGGACAGGCUAUGGUUGAUUUUUCAGGAAUGGUCGAGGAUGACUUUUUAGAGAAGCUUGGAUUGCAAAAGGGAAUAAGAAAAGUUGUAAAUCAUGAAGAGAGGGGGAAAGUUCUUCGGGGAAUGGAUGGUUGUCAUUACAAAGCUGCUGCAGGGGGUUCUCUUUCAAACACACUUGUUGCCUUGGCAAGGUUGGGAAUGGGAUUGCAUGAAGCACCUACCAUUAAUGUGGCCAUGACAGGUACUGUGGGGAGUGACCCUCUGGGAGAAUUUUACAGGGCAAAAUUGCAACGAGCAAAUGUACAUUUUCUUUCAAAACCUGUUAAGAAUGGAACCACAGGGACUGUGAUUGUCCUGACAACUCCAGAUGCCCAAAGAACAAUGCUUUCAUAUCAGGGCAUGUCGUCCCUUGUAAAUUUUGAUUCCUCUCUAUCUGACCUGAUAUCCAAAUCAAGAAUUUUUGUGGUGGAGGGUUACUUAUGGGAAUUUCCUGAGACAAUAGAAGCUAUAGCCAAGGCAUGUGAGGCUGCACAUGGAAAAGGUGUCCUGGUGGCAAUUACUACAAGUGAUGUGUCCUGUGUAACGAGGCACCAAAAGAAGUUUUGGGAUAUCAUAGUCAAUCAUGCAGAUAUUGUUUUUGCAAACAGUGAUGAAGCACAGGCUUUGUGUGGGUUUUGCACAAGUAUAAGCCCAGAAAUGGCUGCAAGAUAUUUAAGUCAUUAUUCUUCUCUUGUUUCUGUCACAGAUGGUAUCCGGGGCUCCUACAUUGCAGUUAAAGGUGAAGUUACAUAUAUACCCCCUUCACCCUGUCUCCCUGUGGAUACCUGUGGAGCAGGUGAUGCGUAUGCAGCUGGAAUCUUAUAUGGACUAUUGAAAGGAUCCUCAAAUUUAAAAGCCAUGGGUAAUUUAGCUGCUAGAGUUGCUGCAGUUGUUGUAGGUCAACAAGGGACUAGGCUAAAGGAAGAGAAUGCCAGUGAGAUAGUUGAAACUUUUUCACAUUCUUUGCCUACUGAAACCCAGAUUAUGGAUAAUAACUCAUACAGUGAAUCAGAUCAGAUGUCAAGUAUUUGAAGAAUGCUCGAUCUAACAAAUUCAAGUUCCUAGCAGAUUUGAAUCUUAUGAGUGUUAAAUCAUCCAGUAAAUUCAGCAGCUCAGGAUUGCUGCUUCUGAAGGUUUGCAUACUCUGCUGAUAACAUAUGCACCAGUCUAUUUAAAGUAGCCAGUUGGAGACUUGUGCAUCGAGAUUCUUUGGUGGAUAAAUCCUUGCUUUCCUUUAUUGCUUGUGCUUCAGUUGCAAUCUAUGAACCAGCUCUUGUAUUUUCCACUCAGCAUUCGGAGUGGUACAUAUGCUGUGUAACAUUUUUAUUAAUUGAAUGCCAUUAUUAAUGAUUCCAUCUUU